Molecule: messenger RNA, 451 nt
Organism: Habropoda laboriosa
Lineage: Eukaryota; Metazoa; Arthropoda; Insecta; Hymenoptera; Apidae
Exons: 2
Coding region: 90-413 (107 amino acids)
Biological process (GO): mitochondrial translation
Cellular component (GO): mitochondrial ribosome
Molecular function (GO): structural constituent of ribosome
Source: RefSeq, a predicted model, not a curated record
UCCUCAGACUGUGCAUACGUUGGAGGUUCUAGACGUACUUCGAAUCAAGAAUUACACGUAUCAUUAAGAAGAACAAAAAUUUUAUCGGGAUGCGUAUCACGAGUAUACUUCUCUAUAAAGUUCAUAACAUUCCAUAUAGAUUCCGUGGGAAAUAUGGCAAAAUUAAGCAGCCCACCUUAAAGGAUAUCGUAGAAUUUAAAAAGGACCUUGAGAGAGAAGAUAAAAAUAUGUUACUUCUGAGGCAUCCUUAUCUUACGGCUGAACAAUCUCAUGGUCAUAUGAAAGAAAUUAAAAAAGCAAAGAUGUUCAGCCUACUGAACACGUGGCGAGAAGAAACGAACGAGAAAUUUAAUCGAAGAGUUACUGCUGCUGAUAGGUUGAAUUAUUUAACUAUAAAUGAAGCUUGGGAUUAGUUUAUUUUAUAAAUAGUUACAAUACUUCAUUGGUUCGA